GCCACAACCACCCGUCUUUCUCACCAACUCGGUCAAAACCCCAAUUACUCUGUUUAAAUACUCAUCUUCUUUUAUCCACAAACACACAAAUCUCUCUCUCUUUCAAUUCGAUCACCAAAUCCCCCCAGAACAUCAUAAUGGGCAGAUCCCCUUGUUGUGAGAAGGAACACACCAACAAGGGUGCUUGGACCCAAGAAGAAGAUGACCGUCUCAUUAACUACAUCAAAGCUCAUGGUGAAGGCUGUUGGAGAUCUCUCCCUAAAGCUGCUGGUUUGCUUCGAUGUGGGAAGAGUUGUAGGCUUAGAUGGAUUAACUAUUUGAGGCCUGAUCUCAAGAGAGGCAAUUUUACGGAUGAGGAAGAUGAACUGAUAAUUAAUCUUCACAGUUUACUUGGUAACAAAUGGUCUCUCAUUGCUGCUCGCUUGCCUGGACGAACAGACAAUGAGAUUAAGAAUUACUGGAACACCCACAUCAAGAGAAAGCUCCACAAUCGUGGCAUAGACCCACAGACUCACAAGCCACUCAACUCCACCACCGCCACCGCCUCCACCGCCACCAUCACCACCACCAGCAGUAACAGCAACAACAAGAGCAGCAGCAACACCAAGACCACCACCAAGUUUCAGCCAGAGUCACAAAAUUCAUUGACAAGAGUAAUUCAAGUUCCUGAGAUUGUGAAUGGUACUAGUACUUCUGGUGAAGAGUCUAAUAGUAGUACUAGUGGCAUCACAACAGAGGAAGUUUACCCUGUAGAGCUAAAUCUUGACCUCUCUUUAGGCCUUCCAGUGCAACCUGCACAACAACAAGAAGUGGUGAACUUUCAGGUGUCUGGUAAUCAGAACCAAGGUGACUGCUUCUGCCACAAUUUAGGGUCUCAGGGUAAGCAGAUUUGCAGAUGUGGUGGUUCCAUGGCAGCAUCAAUCACAACUAAAUACAAUCUCUACAGAUUCUACAUGCCUUAAUAGAAUUCUUGAAGCUGUAAUUAGACUAGCUUUAGAGUCAAUGAUGUAUUGGAAAACUCAGAUUUUUUUUUAAUCCGCAGAAAGACUACUCAUGUAGAUGCAUGAAGCUUUUGCUUUUUCAGACAAAGCAGGGAUGGUUGUAAAAAUUAUUCCAAACCCAUCAACACUUUUCUUCCAAAUCAAGUUGAUUUUGUUAUUCAAAUUGUGGAUGAAGUUUGGAUAACAAGAGAAGUCCAAGAACAGAAGAUAAGGUUCUGUCCAAAUUAUCAGUACAAA
This is a messenger RNA of Tripterygium wilfordii, 1238 nucleotides long. RefSeq names its product myb-related protein 308-like. The coding region runs from base 138 to 962 and encodes 274 amino acids. The transcript is spliced from 3 exons. The record is from RefSeq and is a predicted model, not a curated record. Lineage: Eukaryota; Viridiplantae; Streptophyta; Magnoliopsida; Celastrales; Celastraceae.